GUGCGCCGCGCUCUGCAGGGGGCGGGGGAGGCGGCCGCGCGGUGACGCGCGGGGCUGCUGCGGCUGCUCCGCCGACGGAUCAUCACUCUCGGGCUGGGAUGGACGCGGGGCGGGCGGGCCCUGGCGCGCGGAGCCGAGAGUCCGGGCCUCCCGGCUGCUGAGCGAAUCCCGAAACCUCCCCUUUACCCCCCUUUCCCUUCUAGGAGCAGUGCUGACCCCCGCCCCGGGGUUCCAGACUCUACUCCCGCCUUCCUCUGACUCCCCGGACCUCCCACUCCCGCCCGCCCUCGGGAUCGACUAGAUCCCUCCCUCUCCCCGAGGAUUCCGGCUGGAUCUCUGCCCCUGCACCGCGGAUCCUGCUCUCCCGAGCUUCGGGCCCCUGGGGAUUGCGGUGGACUCUUCCUCCCGCACCCGAUUCCUUAGGAUCCUCCGCCGGUACCACCUCUGGUCCCUCGAAGCCGGCCCGCGGAGCCAGUGGAUCCUCAAUCCAGUCUUGUCCCGUAGCCUCCGCCUCACUCUACUGUCCCCACUGCGGGGUUCCCUGUUCUCGGGUUCCUCCUGACCCCAUCCCCUCCCCUCCCCGGGGAUCGACUGGAUCCCGGCCCCGCCCCCUGGGGCUGGGGUGAUCCCCCUCCCCCGCUGGGUGAGGCGCUGCGGGCGGGGGCUGGGCCUGCGGGACCGCGGGGGCUCAGAGGCCGCCGCCCCCUACUCGGAGCCCUGGAUGGAGGCACCACGGCCCCAGGGCUGAGCCAGGUCCAGCCUGCACUCACUCCUCCCACUUCCUCCCCCUUCCCCACCCCUCGCCCCCUCCAUGGAAAGGAACAGACCCCUUCCCUGUCCAGUCUGACCCAGGUCCCUGUCCGCUCCCCUCCUCCCUCCUUUCCCACCCCCUCCUCCCUCCUGGGGCGAGGGGGGGCCUCCCUCCCUCUGCCCCCCCUUCUCUCUCUCUCCGAGGGGGGGGUCCCGGGGAGGGAGGGGGGGUCCCCCUAUCAGCAUGUGGCUCCUGGCGCUGUGGCUGGUGGGGCUGGUGGGGGCUCAGCGCGGGGGAGGGGGUCCCGGAGGCGGCGCCCCAGGCGGGCCUGGCCUGGGCCUCGGCAGCCUCGGGGAGGAGCGCUUCCCGGUGGUGAACACGGCCUACGGGCGAGUGCGCGGCGUGCGACGUGAGCUCAACAACGAGAUCCUGGGCCCGGUGGUGCAGUUCCUGGGCGUGCCCUACGCCACGCCACCCCUGGGCGCCCGCCGCUUCCAGCCGCCCGAGGCCCCCGCCUCGUGGCCCGGCGUCCGCAACGCCACCGCCCUGCCGCCCGCCUGCCCGCAGAACCUGCACGGCGCGCUGCCCGCCAUCAUGCUGCCCGUGUGGUUCACCGACAACCUGGAGGCAGCCGCCACCUACGUGCAGAACCAGAGCGAGGACUGCCUGUACCUCAACCUCUACGUGCCCACCGAGGACGGUCCGCUCACAAAAAAACGUGACGAGGCGACGCUCAAUCCGCCAGACACAGAUAUCCGGGACUCGGGGAAGAAGCCUGUGAUGCUGUUUCUGCACAGCGGCUCCUACAUGGAGGGCACUGGGAACAUGUUCGACGGCUCUGUCCUGGCCGCCUAUGGCAACGUCAUCGUAGCCACGCUCAACUACCGGCUUGGGGUGCUCGGCUUCCUCAGCACCGGGGACCAGGCCGCGAAAGGCAACUACGGGCUCCUGGACCAGAUCCAGGCCCUGCGCUGGCUCAGCGAGAACAUCGCCCACUUCGGGGGGGACCCCGAGCGCAUCACCAUCUUCGGGUCCGGGGCGGGCGCAUCCUGCGUCAACCUCCUGAUCCUCUCCCACCAUUCGGAAGGGCUGUUCCAGAAGGCCAUCGCCCAGAGCGGCACGGCCAUCUCCAGCUGGUCUGUCAACUACCAGCCGCUCAAGUACACGCGGCUGCUGGCGGCCAAGGUGGGCUGCGACCGCGAGGACAGCGCCGAGGCGGUGGAGUGUCUGCGCCGGAAGCCCUCCCGGGAGCUGGUGGACCAGGACGUGCAGCCCGCCCGCUACCACAUCGCCUUCGGGCCCGUGGUGGACGGCGACGUGGUCCCCGACGACCCCGAGAUCCUCAUGCAGCAGGGGGAGUUCCUGAACUACGACAUGCUCAUCGGCGUCAACCAAGGCGAGGGCCUCAAGUUCGUGGAGGACUCGGCGGAGAGCGAGGACGGCGUGUCCGCCAGCGCCUUCGACUUCACCGUCUCCAACUUCGUGGACAACCUGUAUGGCUACCCCGAGGGCAAGGACGUGCUGCGGGAGACCAUCAAGUUUAUGUACACGGACUGGGCCGACCGGGACAACGGUGAGAUGCGGCGCAAGACCCUGCUGGCCCUCUUUACCGAUCACCAGUGGGUGGCGCCGGCCGUGGCCACCGCCAAGCUGCAUGCCGACUACCAGUCCCCCGUCUACUUUUACACCUUCUACCACCACUGCCAGGCCGAGGGCCGGCCCGAGUGGGCGGACGCUGCGCACGGGGACGAGCUCCCCUACGUCUUCGGUGUGCCCAUGGUGGGCGCCACCGACCUCUUCCCCUGCAAUUUCUCUAAGAACGAUGUCAUGCUCAGCGCCGUGGUCAUGACCUACUGGACCAACUUCGCCAAGACUGGCGACCCCAACCAGCCCGUGCCGCAGGACACCAAGUUCAUCCACACCAAGCCCAACCGCUUCGAGGAGGUGGUGUGGAGCAAGUUCAACAGCAAGGAGAAGCAGUACCUGCACAUCGGCCUGAAGCCGCGCGUGCGUGACAACUACCGUGCCAACAAGGUGGCCUUCUGGCUGGAGCUGGUGCCCCACCUGCACAACCUGCACAUGGAGAUCACCACCACCACCACGCGCCUGCCGCCCUACGCCACGCGCUGGCCGCCCCGCCCGCCGCCCGGCGCCCCGGGCACGCGCCGGCCCCCGUCGCCGGCCACGCCGCCGCCCGAGCCCGAGCUGGAGCCGGGCCCCCGGGCCUACGACCGCCUGCCCGGGGACUCCCGGGACUACUCCACGGAGCUGAGCGUCACCGUGGCCGUGGGCGCCUCGCUGCUCUUCCUCAACAUCCUGGCCUUCGCCGCCCUCUACUACAAGCGGGACCGGCGGCAGGAGCUGCGGUGCCGGCGGCUCAGCCCCCCCGGGGGGUCGGGCUCCGGGGUGCCCGGUGGGGGCCCCCUGCUCCCCACCACGGGCCGGGAGCUGCCCCCGGAAGAGGAGCUGGUGUCGCUGCAGCUGAAACGGGGCGGCGGCGUCGGGGCAGACCCUGCCGAGGCCCUCCGCCCCGCCUGCCCGCCCGACUACACCCUGGCCCUGCGCCGGGCGCCAGACGAUGUGCCUCUCCUGGCCCCCGGGGCGCUGACCCUGCUGCCCAGCGGCCUGGGACCGCCGCCGCCCCCGCCGCCGCCCGCCAUGCACCCGUUCGGGCCCUUCCCCCCGCCGCCCCCCGCCGCCGCCGGCCACAACAACACGCUGCCCCAUCCCCACUCCACCACCCGCGUAUAGGGCACAGCGGGGGGCUCCUCCCGCCCUCUCGCCGGCCGGAAGUGCCGCCGGCCGGAAGUGCCGCCGGCGCGCGGGAGGAGGCCCCGGAAGAGGCUCUUCUCGUCCCACGUGGAGGCCCGCUGGGCGGACGUGGGUCUCCUCGCCGGGAUGCGGGCUCUCCCACGGCCAGAGGCCCCUCUCUCCUCGGACCUGGGCCUUGGACACCUGGAGGGCGCUCUGUCCCCUCCCCCGGGCGCCGGCCCUCGGUGUGCGGAGUGGGGGGUCCUCCCGCUGGCGGCGUGCUUUCUCACGGGGGUGUUUUCCCAUGUGCAGGGUGAGGUUUUUUUUUGCCGCCCUGGACACAUGCUGGCCCUCUCAGAGAAUUUCUGCGGGGAUUUGUACCCCAGAACCAUACUCCCUCAUGCCUUCUCCCACCCUUCUUCCCCCCACCCCCACCCCGCGGAGGCCCCGGAAGUGGUGUGUUCAUGUGCAGUGACCCUCGGCCGCAGGACAACACAGGGGGGUUCUGGGAAGCAGCGAGGAAACCAGCCCCUUCCCACGCCGCACCCCGCCCUGGGGAAGCAUGUGUCCCCCUCCCCGCGGCACAAGUCAGUGGAGCAUGGGCUCCUAGGGAGGCCUCGCCUUCCACAGCCACAGUCCCUGCAGGGAUGGGAGGUUCGGGCACGCUCUGAGUGGAAACAUGUUCUUGCAUGUGGAUGUGUGUUUUCCCAUGCAGAUGGCCCCUUCUCUCCAGUACCUCCCUGCCUCCCCCAGGCCUCAGGCCCAGCACCUAUUUCCUCCUCACACAGCAGGUGGGAACAGGCUUCAGACUGACAGAAGCUGAGGGGGGUGCAUAAACCCUGAGGGGAGAGCCCUGCUCCUCCUUCCCCCGGAGCUGUGGGGUCAGGGGCAUGGGAAUGCCUCCCCUAGAGGCCGUGCAUGUUUGACCAAAGCCCUCACUGGGGUCUGGGGACAGCCUUUCCCUCAGUCCUCAGACCGUUACUCAUCUGUGCCAAACUGGGUAGGUGGGUUUGCCAAGGACUCCAGUCCUGGGCCAGAGCAGGUACAUGUGGGAGCAGGUGGGAUACAGGAGGGGGAAGUGGCAGCUAUAGGGUCCUACCUGUGUCUCUCUUGUAUCCUCGUCCCUCUGUGCCUCAUCCCUCGCCCGAGCCUCCGUUUCCUCUUCCCACACCUCUUCCUCCCUCUUUGAAGCCAUCCCUGUGUCUCGGUGUCAAGCCAGCCUGUCCCCUCAGCUGCCCAUUCCCUCUGUGUGACCUGCCCCCUCUCCCCUCAGCUGCCAGGGCUGGAGAAAGGAGCCAUGGAGGGUGAGGGGAGGAGAGCCAGGGAGGAAGUCUUCAUGGUUGGGGAGAGAAGGAGGUCAGCCUGCGGAGAACCAGAUGGAGGGGGCUAUAGAGGCCAGGUCUUGGUCCGACACCGGCGGAAGGAUUUGAAAGGACGUGUGUAAGGUGGCCGCCCAGAGGGGACCUGAGCCUGCAGGGAAAGGAGCCUGGUCAGGAAGGGUUUUGAGGGACACCAGUGGCGGAGAGAAUCCUUGUCUGCUAGCAUGUGGUGGGCUGCUAGUGCCAAACUUGAGUUGGGGCUGGGGUGCUGUCUUCCGCCGACAUCCGGAUCCGGAAUCCCUGGUCUUCGCUCCCCAGCAUUUUGCCUCUUGACCACCCCUUCUCCCUCCCCCUGCCUGGUCCAGUUCCUUUCCAAACAGCCAUGCCCUCUACAUGCCAGGGCCCUGGGCCCUGAACCCGAUAGACAGAUGUCUCACAAACUGGGGCAUGGGAGAGGGGCUGGGGGACCCCAUGAUUCAGCCACGGACUCCAAUGCCCAAUCCCUCUCCCCGGAACAGUUCCCUGACAGCCCCGUGUCCCUGCCCUUCGCAGCUCUGUACACAUUUUUAAACCUGGCAAAAGAUGAAGAGAAUAUUGUAAAUAUAAAGUUUAACUGUU
This is a messenger RNA of Pipistrellus kuhlii (Kuhl's pipistrelle), 5439 nucleotides long. RefSeq names its product neuroligin 2 (gene NLGN2). Gene Ontology annotation, molecular function: neurexin family protein binding; signaling receptor activity. NCBI's taxonomy places the organism in Eukaryota, Metazoa, Chordata, Mammalia, Chiroptera, Vespertilionidae. The record is from RefSeq and is a predicted model, not a curated record. Bases 995 to 3502 code for a protein of 835 amino acids. The transcript has 8 exons. Gene Ontology annotation, cellular component: cell surface; postsynaptic specialization membrane; synapse. Gene Ontology annotation, biological process: postsynaptic membrane assembly; chemical synaptic transmission; presynaptic membrane assembly.